Messenger RNA from Camelina sativa (false flax), 2167 nucleotides. NCBI's taxonomy places the organism in Eukaryota, Viridiplantae, Streptophyta, Magnoliopsida, Brassicales, Brassicaceae. The record is from RefSeq and is a predicted model, not a curated record.
AGACUAAAAGGAGACUGCAGCCAUACUCUACUACUUGAUCUAUAAUGUUUUGUCUAUACAAACAAAACGAAAAGAGAGAAUCUCGAAGUAUGAGACUCUCCUUUUUACAUCUCACCCUUCUAUUUUGUACCGUUGUUUUUGUUCUGAGCCCAUCAGACUCUAUUGCAUACACUAUUUGAAUAUUUUGACUCCUCAUCAAUUAUCAAGAAGAAAGAUUGAGGUUUCCAAUGAAGAAACAGACAUACUCCAAACUCUCCUUUGCAAACUAUUCUUCUCUUCGAGCCCUUUCAUGAUUUCGAUAUUGGGGUUCACAUACAAUAUGUACUUAAUCAAGGACGACGAAGCUCUCUCUCUCUCUUCUCUCUUCUCUCAGAAGCAAAAGACUCUCUCUCUCUCUCUAGUUUCUUGUUUUUUUAAUAUUUUUCACUUUAAGUUUCUCACUCUAAAAUCUGCCCUCACGACUUGGGUGAUAUGAGCCUCUCUAGUCUCAACAUACUUAUUAUUGGCCUCGAAUCCCCCACUAAGCUGAUUCCUACCAAAGUUUACACUACCUAGUACCUACCAAGUCUAUUAUGUGAUUCUUAACUUGAGUAAAGAUAGAACAGAUAUUGUAAUUUGUGCCUAUGAAAUUGUGUAAGUUCAAACGACGACAACAAUUGUUUUUCUCUCUCCUGCGGUGCUCUGUACGGACGGAGACGGAGUGAUGUUUUAGAUCUCGGACAACAGAUCUGAGCUCCUCUCGUCCUCCUCUCCUCUUCUGUUAUAUGUUUUUCUCCGGAUCUAUGCUAAUUCGGUCUAGAUCUAAAAGACUACUUUUUAUUUCCCUUCUCCUUCUCCAACUACAGUUUUGUUCAGAGCCGCUUCUCUCUCUUUCAACCCUUAUGAAGCAGAAGAAUCACUCUAGCAUUAUGCUAAGAUUUAUAGAUGUUUUCUCUAGCUAAAUGCUAAGUCAUUUUCUUUACUUAUCGAUCGUAGGCUCAAGGACAACCUCACCUCUCUGUUCAUGGAAAGAACAAGACAUGUUUAGUGAUAAUGACUGCUCGAAUCUCUUAAGCUCCUCUUAUUUCCACUUUGUUUCCACCAUGAUUUCUGGUGAGAUCUUUCCUUACUCUGCUCUAUCCUUCUGCCGGUUAUCCAAGGCAAGCUCGACAUUCCUCGUGAGACCAUUCCCUCUCCAACUGGGUGCUGACACUCUUGUCCUCUUUGGUCUCAGAUCGAAAAACUUUCUCACAGUUGUGAAGGAGCUUCUGAAAACUCUCAAUUGGGAACUAUUUCCGCCUAUCUACCUCUGGUCCCUUUCAUUGGAACGGAGACCUCAUUACAUGAAGAAUGAGUUGUGGCCUACCCUUCACCCCGCUUUGUCACCGGCCAGAUCCUUAUCAAUUUAUGUCUCACUUGGUUUGAAGGGAUGUCAUAGACCUCGUUCCAACCGCUGGCCCAUGCCUCUUUUGAAGCUAAUUCUAGAUCUGGUGAGCUCUUCACCCGUGGAACAACCAUAUCGAAUGUCAACCCUCUUAACAAAGUCGGAUCUGGGGUCGGCGAUAAAACUCGUGUUAACUCGGCUGAUUCGAUCUCACCCUUCUCAUCGGUCAAACAUCUGGUGUCAGUUGGUGAAUCCAAGGGCUUCAACCUUAGACACACCCUCAUGGAGAAAACCGAUUAACAUACUGAUGCUCCCAUCGCUGGAUUUCUCUACAUUCGUUAGAGAACAAAAGCUUCGACGACAUGGUUCCGUGCCAGAUUGUCUCCGAAAAUUUCAAACUGAUUCCUUUUGGUGGGCCUCUACUGCAAAUUAUUUGGAGUGGGAUAAUGACGGUUUAGUAAAGAGGACGUAUCCAAAGCUCAAUAGCAUCUGCCAAUUCGUAAUAACUUCCUCACUAAAUGAGAGAUCAUUUAUAAAAUCUUCCUUUUAAGGAAUGCUUAUUCUUGCAACGUUACUUAUUAAGUCCCGGUCUCAAGGUGCCAUUGCUAGAGCUCACAAUCAAUCGUUUUAAAGUUAGUACGGUGGGGUAUUAUUCUCCCUCCGGAACUAAUAAAUGAGGAUAAUAGCAUGGAAUUGCCAAGGGACGGAAGCCAAAUUGACUUGUCGUCGACUAUGUGAGAUGUGUCGGGUAUACUCACCAGGUUUUUUAUUUCUGUCGGAAACAAAAAACGACAAGUUUUAUCU